Gracilinanus agilis (Agile Gracile Mouse Opossum) is the source of this 2363-nucleotide messenger RNA. It is a transcript of the gene EGLN2, whose product is annotated as egl-9 family hypoxia inducible factor 2. Gene Ontology annotation, molecular function: ferrous iron binding; peptidyl-proline 4-dioxygenase activity; L-ascorbic acid binding. The transcript has 5 exons. NCBI's taxonomy places the organism in Eukaryota, Metazoa, Chordata, Mammalia, Didelphimorphia, Didelphidae. Gene Ontology annotation, cellular component: cytoplasm; nucleus. Bases 283 to 1605 code for a protein of 440 amino acids. The record is from RefSeq and is a predicted model, not a curated record. Gene Ontology annotation, biological process: peptidyl-proline hydroxylation to 4-hydroxy-L-proline; cellular response to hypoxia.
GCGCUGCGCGGGGCGGCUGGCACAGGCGGCGGCGCCGGGGCCGGAGGAAAAACCCCGCCCCCUUUGGUCAUCUCCUCGGCCCAUCGCUGCCUCAGAAAGGCCCAAGGUCAACGGGGGAUCAUGUCUCAGACUCCCGGGCUAUGAGAAGAGCUGCCUGCCCAGCCCCAUUCAGUCCUGUGCCAGGCUCUGCCACUGUUAUCCCCAGCUGCAGUGAGAAGAGGAGGAGGCUGGCACCAUGGGCCCGGGCAGCGUCCUCCGUGCCUGGGGGAUGAAAACGCUGCCAUGGACAGCCCAUGCCAAUCCGACCUCCUGAGCAGGAGUCUCCCCCAGCUGCCCACUGUGGACGCUCCUGGGCACAGCCUUGCCAAGAUGGGCUUGGAGAGCUAUGUGUCCUGUCCUUCGCAGCCCUCCUUCCACUUGUCUGGUCCUUGUGAGGCCUCAGCCGGCCCCAGCAGCAGCGGGGGUGGACCUCUGCCCCCAGGAGCUGGCAUCCCCUCAGCUGCAGCCAGCCCCAUGCCAGAGGGGCGCAGCGGGCAGGGUGGAGGGGAGCUGCGGCCCCUGCAGAGUGAGGGGGCCGCUGUGCUCAUCACUAAGGAGUGCCCACUGCUGGUUGCUCGGGGGGCCCAGCCCGAGGCCCCCAAGCGGAAGCGGGUGGAGAGCGGUGGUGAUGCUCCUCCCAGCAAGCGGCGCUGGGCAGAGGAGGGCAGUGAAACGCCAGUCCAGAGGGAGGCUGUGGUCACCGCUGCUGAGCGGCUGGCUGUGGACUACAUCGUGCCCUGCAUGCGCUGCUAUGGCAUCUGUGUGAAGGAUGGUUUCCUUGGGGCAGCCUUGGGCAGCCGAGUGCUGGCAGAGGUGGAGGCCUUGAACCGAGAUGGGCGUUUUCGGGACGGACAGCUUGUGAGCCAGAGGGCUAUCCCCUCGCGCAGUAUCCGGGGAGACCAGAUUGCCUGGGUGGAGGGGCGUGAGCCUGGCUGUGAGAGUAUCGGGGCCCUGAUGGCCCACGUGGAUGAGGUGAUUCUCCACUGUGCUGGCCGCCUGGGCAGCUACGUCAUCAAUGGCCGGACCAAGGCCAUGGUGGCUUGUUACCCCGGCAACGGGCUGGGCUAUGUGCGGCAUGUGGACAACCCCCACGGAGAUGGGCGCUGUAUCACCUGUAUCUAUUACCUGAACCAGAACUGGGACAUCAAGACACACGGCGGCUUGCUGCAGAUCUUUCCAGAGGGCCGGCCAGUGGUGGCCAACAUCGAGCCUCUGUUUGACCGGCUCCUGAUCUUCUGGUCCGACCGCAGAAACCCUCACGAGGUGAAGCCAGCCUAUGCCACCAGGUACGCCAUCACUGUCUGGUAUUUUGAUGCCAAGGAGCGGGCUGCAGCAAAGGACAAGUAUCAGCUAGGUACCUGCUAUCUUGGUCAUCCCCUGGGGACCCUGAUGCCUUCUUCCUAUUUUCUCCCAGCCCAAACCCCUGACCCCCACCCACGUGACUCCAUCCUCGGCCCCUUUGUGUCAUCUCCCAGCUGGCCCACCAAAGUCGUUCCUGGCCUCUGUUCAGGCUGUUCCCCAUGUCCAGCCCCCCCACCCCCCUUCCCUCCCUUCCCCUCUGAUUAGUUAUGUUCCUCAUUUUUUAUCUCCAGCUAAUCCAGUGCCUUUCUGUGUCUCUCUAGCAUCAGGCCAGAAGGGCAUUCAAGUGCCAGUGUCCCAGCCAAGCCAGCCCACUUAGUGGAAAGUGCUUGGAAUCAGCCAGAUGGCCACCCCUCAGCUGGGCUGCCAGCUCCCCUCGCUCUGUGCUGCUCUGCUGGCUGCCAGGCUGGGCUGUCCCUGACACCCCUGCCAUUCCCUCGAUUGCUGCUUCUGCCUGUGCCUGCCUGCCUUCCCCCUCCCCAUGUUGGUGGAGGGAUUACUGCCAGCCCCCAAGAGGAGCAGGAGUGCCCACUUCCUGGGCACCACAGAGGAGCUGGGCAGGGAGAGGCAGCACCCUAUGCACGUGGCCCUUGGGCUGAGUGAGGGUGGCCGGUUCCCCUUCCCCCAGCUCCAUAAGGAGUGAGCCUCCCAUGGACUUGCCCCACAGUGGGCCCCCCAGUCCCCCUCUUCCCCACCCCCACCCCCCGGGACUGCCCCCUCUAACCAGGAUACAAGAUUGGAAUUGUUGGGGUCGGGGAGGGUCAUGGCCUCUUGCUGGCAAGGGGGGUAGGGGGGAUUCCUGCCUCCCUCCUCCAGCCUGGAAUGUGAAGUGCCCCCCUCUCCCCCUGCCUUGGCCCUGGCCUCCCCUGGACUGAGCCUCCUGUGGGGGUAGGGGGUGCUCAGCGGGGGCCUUGGCUGCAGACUUGCCGCCCGCCCCCAAAUAAAGUUUACCUCAGAGUCGUGCA